Molecule: messenger RNA, 1450 nt
Organism: Drosophila hydei
Lineage: Eukaryota; Metazoa; Arthropoda; Insecta; Diptera; Drosophilidae
Gene: fal
Exons: 5
Coding region: 183-1424 (413 amino acids)
Biological process (GO): dGTP catabolic process
Cellular component (GO): nucleus
Molecular function (GO): dGTPase activity
Source: RefSeq, a predicted model, not a curated record
UGUACUCGUUGCAGACAGCUGACUCGCUCUGACGAUUGUUUUUACGUGUUUGAUGUUUGCCAAUUGCAAAAUAAGCUUUAAAUACGACGCUUAAUACGUGUUUCCUGUGGCGUUUUCGCCUUCAUAUUGUACUGUCUCACCUACGCCGUCAGCAGAAGCGAAAGCUAAAUUAUAUAUACCAGAUGUCAGCCACUUUGGUGUGUGCCAAUUCCCAAAAUCAGCAGUCUACGCAGGUGCCCGCUUUACCAAUUCAGCAGCAGCAGCUUCUACUACGACAGCAGUUGCUGGGCUGCGAUGGGGCAGCCACAGUUCCCAAUAUGCUGAUUGAGGAUGAGGUUCAUGGUGUCAUUGAAAUCCCAAGCCACAUUGAGGAGAUUCUGAAUCAUGAGAUAUUCCAGCGCCUCAAAAGAGUUAAACAAACGGGCUUACUGUCAUUGGCCGUAAAUCCAGCGUCUACUCAGACGCGGUACGAGCACUGCAUUGGUACAUACAAAAGCGCGCAAGAUUUGCUGACUGCCCUGAAGCGAAAUUCUAACUAUGAGCGGGAACUGCCAGAAUGGUGUCGACAAUCGGUAGAGAUUGCGGCGCUGCUACAUGAUGUCGGACACGGUCCAUUUUCGCAUUACUGGGAACAAGUUUGUGGUAAAAGCUUCGAUCAUGAGCAAAACGGUCUUGUCUGCGUGGAUAAGAUAUUUGCUGACAUGAAAAGCGAAAUAUUGCGGUCUCUUCGCGAUGACAAUAACGGGCGAGGUGUUCAAUUGAUCAAGGCGCUGAUUCUGGAUAAAAGUGAGUUGCUCACUUAUCCAAUGAUGGGACAUGGCUACCUCUUUGAUAUUAUUCACAACAGUCGCAGCGGUCUCGAUGUGGACAAAUGGGACUAUCUACGGCGCGAUAACAAGCGCCUGAAGUUGCUGAGCGACGAAGAUAUGCAAUUCGAUGACGUCUUCCUCAAGGCACGCAUUGCACCCGAUGGCCAACGCAUUGAGUACCGUUACGACGACUUUCAUCUGAUAUAUAAGCUCUAUAUGGCACGGUGGCGCCUCCACAUAGGUGCCUACCAGCAGCCCAAGGCUCUGGCCUUCGAUUACAUCUUGUGCAAGAUUGUACGGCGCUGUAAGCCACACCUAUUGGAUGUGAGAGCUGAUUCCAAGGAGUGGCUAGAUUUAUAUGAUGAUCAUGUACUGCAGUUGAUAGACUGCGAUCCCCUAACAGUUUACCUACGUUCACCGGAACGCUGGAUUGAGUCAGCUCCCUGUGACGGCAAUAAUGAGGAAUGUGUGUGCGUGCUACGUAAGAAGACGGCGCCUGGCGUUGACAUGCAUUCCGAUGAGUCCUAUCCGCUGUAUGGCGACCCCAGUAAGAAACGCAGCUUUGAUCGACUAACCACUCCGACCACAAUCAGCGCUUGCUAUACUUUGCAAUAGCCACACGUCAACAGCGAGACUCAAUA